AUGCCAUUCGACAUCCAUCAUUUGUUCGGACAAUCAAUCGCGCACAACGAUGGACCUCAUUCAGCGCAUAAGAAGAAGGAGUAUGUUUUCGACAACAAGGUCAUAGGUGCAGGUGGUUACUCGAAAGUGCUCAAAGCAAAAUGGAAGGCUCGCGGAGGAAUGGUCGUAGCGAUGAAGAUUGUAAAGAAAGAAGCAGUUCAGGAUCGCGAAGCGUACUUAAGACUGAUCGACAGUGGAUUUCCUCGGAUCAACAAGCAUCCCAAUAUAUGUGCAGGAUUGGAUUGGUUCGAGACAACAAACAAAUUUUAUGUGACAUUUCCGUUACUUACUGGCGGAGAGCUUUUGGAAAGAUUGAACACGAGAGGUCGAUUCACCGAAGACGCCACUAAAAAGGUGAUGAGAGUGAUGCUUGAUACUCUAGCUUUCAUACAUUCUCAUGGUAUCAUACAUCGCGAUAUCAAGCCUGACAAUUUCCUGUACCGCACUAAAGAAUCUGAGGUGGAUGACAUCGUCCUCAUUGACUUUGGUAUAUCAAAGGUCCUGGAAGAUGAAUCGGAGGACGAUGUUAGAAACCAAUUUGAAGCAGGUGGCACUCCAGGUUAUGCUGCCCCCGAAGUGUUCUGCGGCAUGGGCUAUGGCAAGAAUUCAGAUUUGUUUGGUGUAGGCGUCAUUGCAUAUAAUCUGCUGUCGUCGUGGAGUCCUUGGGAAUCUAUGGAUACCAUGGCCUUAAUACAAGAGACCGCUCAUGCGGGAAUCAACUUUCCCCCCGGACCGUUUGAGGGAGUGUCUGAUCAAGCCAAAGCAUUCGUCAAACACCUUGUGCAACCUCCCUCUCGUCGUCCGAGCGCUAAAAAGGCGUUGCAGCAUCCGUGGCUUGUCGGUCCUGUUGAAGAGGAGGAUCAAGACCACAUCCUCGCUACACAUGAGCUAGAAAACGCUGAAUUGGACCAAGUACAACCCCAUCCCACAUUAAAACCCGAACAUCCCCUUGCUAGACAGAUCACCAACACAUCUGCAUCCGGUAUAAAGGUUUAA
Molecule: messenger RNA, 1035 nt
Organism: Kwoniella shivajii
Lineage: Eukaryota; Fungi; Basidiomycota; Tremellomycetes; Tremellales; Cryptococcaceae
Exons: 9
Coding region: 1-1035 (344 amino acids)
Biological process (GO): protein phosphorylation; cellular response to oxidative stress
Molecular function (GO): calcium/calmodulin-dependent protein kinase activity; ATP binding
Source: RefSeq, a predicted model, not a curated record